AUGGAAUUUACAACAAUGUUUAGCCAGAAUGGCAAACAAUUAACAGUGUUAGACAACUUUAAAUUCAAAUUUAAAUAUGAAUCCAAAAUAAGUGGUUAUAAAACGUGGGAAUGCACUAAUAAAUCAUGCAAGGCCAAAUUGGUGUUCAACAAGGAAAAAACUCUAAUACAAGAAAAAUCAGUUUUAUAUCAUACUCAUGAAGCAGAUUCUACAAUUGAACGUCAAGCAGUAAGGUUCCUUAGUACCGAGGAUGAUGUGAUGCCCGGCAACUAUGGAAUGAAAGAUCAAGUGAUGGCUUUACUUUGGGUACAGAGAAACAUCAUUCAUUUCAACGGUGAUCCUAGUCAAGUGACAAUAUUUGGCGAAAGAGCAGGAGGCGCUAGUACAGGAUUUCAUAUGUUAUCACCGAUGAGUAAAGGUCUUUUUCAUAAAGUUAUACUUCAAAGUGGUAGUCCAGUUUGUAAAUGGGCUGUUUCGCCUAUUGGACUUCCUCGUAAACGCGCACACGUGGUAGCACUUAUCGCUGGGUGUAAUUUCGAUACUUCCGAGGACAUAUUGCAAUGCUUGAGAAAACUAUCAGCCAACUAUAUCAUCGACCUUCAAAACAGAUUAUAUAUGAUUUUAAAAUGGACUUUUAUUGCUGUCGUGCUGUACUUAGAUUUGGGGCACUGCGUAGCACAGGAGUUGAAAAUAACCAAAGGCGUGAUUAAAGGACAAUUUUUGAAAUCCCGAAAUGGGCGGUCUUAUUAUUCUUAUACAGGAAUACCAUAUGCAAAACCACCAAUCGGAGAACUUAGGUUUAAGGCGCCAGUACCGGUGGAACGAUGGGACGGCAUAUUGGACGCUACGAAAGAAUCAAAUAUAUGUAUUCAAUCGAGAAGCACGGACGGUCUGGAAGACUGUUUGUAUUUAAAUGUAUAUUCUCCAAAAACGAAUGAAAAAUCGUUACCAGUCAUGUUUUGGAUUCACGGAGGAAGAUUUUCUGCGCUCCACGGUAGGUCUGGUCUAUUCGGGCCGGAUUAUCUUAUGGACAAGGACGUGAUAUUCGUAACAAUACACUAUAGACUUGGUAUAUUCGGGUUUCUCAGCACCGAAGAUGAUGUGAUACCCGGCAACUACGGAGUAAAAGAUCAAGUAGCCGCAUUACGUUGGGUGCAGGAAAACAUAGUGCAUUUUAACGGUGAUCCUAAUCGAGUGACAAUUUCCGGCGGAAGUUCAGGAGGUGCUUGCACAGGAUAUCACAUGUUAUCGCCGAUGAGUAAAGGUCUUUUUCAUAAAGCCAUUCUUCAGAGUGGUACACCGGUUUGCAAAUGGGCCGUUUUACCUCCUGGAAUUCCUCGUAAACGCGCCCAUGCAGUGGCAACUAUUUCAGGGUGUAAUUUCGAUACUUCCGAAGACAUAUUACAAUGUUUAAGACAAGUUCCAGCUCAAUAUUUGAUAGAUCUUCACACCAAAUUAUUCACUUGGAUUGCUUAUCCUUUCGUUUUAUUCAGUCCUGUGGUUGAAAACUGUAAUACUGGUCAGGAAGCAUUUCUUUGUCAUCAUCCAAUAUAUGACUUUCAUCAAGAGUCGUUCGUACCAGCUAUUGUUGGUUUAAAUUCAGACGAAGGGGGUUUGCUUGUUGCUGCAAUGUACAACAAUACGUCAUUAAUACAACCAGAAGUUCGUACCGAUUUUAAUCGUUUAAUAUCAAUAAUGAUGAGCUAUAAUUAUUAUACAGAACCUGAGAACAUUGACAAAAUUGGAGAAAAAGUGCGUAAAAAAUAUUUCCCAUCUGGAGGUAUAGAUGAUCAUUCACAUAUUAACGCUGUUAAAAUGUUCACCGAUUCAUGUUUUACAGAAUGUGUUAUUGAUAUGGCAUAUAAAUUGUCAUCUCCCGUGUAUAGUUAUUUUUAUAGUUAUCAAAAUGAAUUUUCUUAUAAUAAAGUGUAUGGCUCAUGUGAGAGACCCUUGGGAGUCACCCAUGGCGAUGAACUAAUUAGUAUUUUCAAAAUGAAUAGCCUAAAUCCAAACGAUUUAAAUGAAAAAGAUCUCGAAGUUUCAAAAUUACUUAUUAAUAUUUGGUAUAAAUUCAUUGAAUCUGAUAAUCCCACCAUCGAUGGAUUAGAAAAUGGUUUACCUUGGCCUGAAUUUACAAAACUAAACCAAUCGAUGAUCCUAUUCAAUUCAAGUCAUCCCAGUCUUAUUAAAAAUCCAUGUAUGGAUGCCUAUGAAUUUUGGAAAAAACUUAUAUAA
This is a messenger RNA of Macrosiphum euphorbiae (potato aphid), 2235 nucleotides long. The record is from the annotation of a GenBank genome assembly. NCBI's taxonomy places the organism in Eukaryota, Metazoa, Arthropoda, Insecta, Hemiptera, Aphididae.